Penicillium griseofulvum is the source of this 1407-nucleotide messenger RNA. RefSeq names its product putative methionine permease. Gene Ontology annotation, molecular function: L-amino acid transmembrane transporter activity. NCBI's taxonomy places the organism in Eukaryota, Fungi, Ascomycota, Eurotiomycetes, Eurotiales, Aspergillaceae. Gene Ontology annotation, biological process: amino acid transmembrane transport. The record is from RefSeq and is a predicted model, not a curated record. The coding region runs from base 1 to 1407 and encodes 468 amino acids. Gene Ontology annotation, cellular component: membrane. The transcript is spliced from 4 exons.
AUGGACAUCCAGGAAAGACAACCUCUCUUAAACCCAUCAAUCACCCCGAACAGUAUAUCUCACAGCUCCCAACAAGAACCACUUAGUCGCUCAUCCGAUGAGUUCCGUGCACCAUACACCGACAUCCUACCAGGGACCCCCUACAGAAAGAGCAUCAAUUGGUCAAGCGCAUACAUUUUAGUCGUUUCACGCGUGAUUGGGAGCGGUAUCUUCGCAACACCAGGCUCAAUCGUCAAAUCUGCCGGAAGCAUCGGAUUGACUCUUGUUGAGCCCACCGAGCUUCAGCAUAAGCUUCUCGCUGUUGGCCUCUUGACUGCCAUUACUAUUGUCCAUGCCUGUUUCUUGAAAACUGGAAUCUUUGUUCAGAAUGUUCUUGGCUGGGUGAAGAUCUUCCUCAUUGGCGCGAUUUCCUUGACGGGGAUCUGGGUUGUUUUUCUUCAAUUCCAUGGAGAUACUGAUAAUAUAUUUCCAGAGUCAACAGCUGGCAGUUCGUUCUGGGAUUCGAUGUGGGAAGGAUCAAACUGGAGCUGGAGUCCGCUUUCGUCGGCUUUGUUCAAAGUCUACUAUUCCUACGCUGGAUUAAGCAAUGUGAACAACGUCCUCAAUGAGGUUCAUGAUCCCGUGGGAAUAGUGAAGACUGUGUGUCCCACUGCACUAGUCACAGCCGGUGCUCUAUAUUUUCUUGCGAAUCUUUCAUACUUCCUGGUCAUUCCGCUCGAAGAGAUCAAAAAUAAUGGGGAAUUAGUGGGCGCACUGCUAUUCGAAAGACUAUUUGGAGAUCACGUCGGAAAGAUAUUCUUUCCACUUGCUAUUGCUAUUUCAGCUGCCGGGAAUGUGAUGGUGGUGACCUUUGCCUUGGCACGUGUGAACCAAGAGAUAGCACGACAAGGCUUCCUUCCAUGGCAAAGUGUUCUCUCAUCUUCGCGGCCAUUUGGCACCCCACUGGGUGGACUUAUUGUACACUAUAUCCCUUCUGCGUUGGUUCUCGCCCUGCCACCACAAGGGGACGUCUAUAACUUCAUUCUGGACUUGGAGGGAUACCCGGGACAGAUGUUUUCCUUGGCGAUAACACUUGGACUACUGAUAGUACGAUACCGGGAGCCUCAUCUUCCACGGCCUUUUAGAGCGUGGUUGCCGGCUGUCUGGUUACGGGUUGUGGUGUGUUUAGUUCUACUAGUAACACCCUUCAUCCCGCCACCAAAUUGGAAAGGGGACGUCGAUUUCUUCUAUGCCACCUAUGCACUUGUCGGGAUUGGAAUUGUACUCUUUGGGGUUCUCUAUUGGUAUGUAUGGACAGUGUUAAUCCCACGAUGGGGAGGCUAUCAACUCGAGGAAGACAAAGAGAUUAUGGCCGAUGGGACUAGCAUUAUCAAGCUCGUUCAUACAUAUCAUAAUUUACAGCGUUGA